ACUCCAUUCCCCAUCAAGUCAUCAACCGCCCUCACCAUAAGGAGAGGAACGAGCUGUGCACCUGCAUUGAACAACACCCCAGACACUUCAAACACGACUUGAAGGAUAUCGCCAGGUCUUUCCUCCAGAACAAUAAUAAGCCCCCGUCUCGAAGCUCGUAGGAUCGAGCAACAGGUAUAUAUUAGGAUAAUCAGCAGGGGAACAAUCUCAUACUCACCCGUCUUUGUUCGUCUUUUAAACAAUUUUGCCAUUUCUCUUGUCCUCUGCAACCUGAGGAGACAGUUUUCAUUUUACUUUUUUAUUUUAUUUAUUUUUUCGGUGGGGGUUUAUUUUUGUUCACCUGCCGCCUGCAAAAAUCUUGUCCCACUUGGUUCUCCUCCGCGGCUCGGUGUCCCCACAUUGGCCAAGUCUGACAACCGCCCCAGGCUCCAGCAAAGCGCCAACAGGAGCAGCGCCUCAUACCCUUUGGGCUUUCACAUUCAGGCUCGACAAGAGGAGAAAGGAGAAAAAAACACCCCUGCUUUCUCCCCUCUCCCUCACUGCUUUUUCAGCUUCGUCGGGAGCGACGCACACACACACCUACACACUCAUCCAUUUAUUCAUCGUUCCGCCUCAUCAUCACCAUUGAUCAUCACAUACAACGAAAGGAUUAAAUUCUAGCAAUCAUCACGAUUACCAUCCUCUUCUCAAUCAUCACCACCAACCACCAUUACCCAUAGCCGAGGGUUCGCUGUUUUGUAGUGCUAUUGAUUUUUAUUUUAUUUUUAUUUUUAUCACGGGUUGUACCACCCUCCUUCCCAUUAAAAUAAAGGAGAAAAAAGGAAAACCAGAAAAAAUUUCCCCGAACGGCUGUCCUCGAUCGCGGUACAAAUCCGGCGGCGCCCCCCCCCUCGCCUCCACACUUUUCGUUUCCCUUUCCACCCCACGCUCUCCUGAGAUCAGCAGCCGGCUAUACUCUAUAUAACCCCGCGGGCCUGCUAACUUCUCCACACUUUUUUCUUCCUUCUGUUCGUCAUCUCUUCAUCACUCUUGUUGGGCGUGAAUCACAUGCAGCGAGGUUCUUCAGCAUCUAAUAUUGCGUCCCUUCUCCAUCAAUCCCCUCCACAUCCUUCACUUAGACCUAUGUCUUUUCACGAUCACGAACGAAGUCAUCAGGCGCUCUCUGCUCUCCUUCCUCCUCUUACGGGACCACAGGAUCCGAUGCAGGAUCAAAGGCCUGAACUUCCUCGUCCCUACAAAUGUCCCAUGUGUGAUAAGGCUUUUCAUCGUCUAGAACAUCAGACUCGACACAUUCGAACUCACACUGGAGAGAAGCCUCAUGGAUGCACAUUUCCUGGUUGCUCAAAACGGUUCAGUCGCUCCGAUGAACUUACUCGACAUUCCCGAAUCCACACAAAUCCAAACUCGCGAAGAAGUAACAAAAACCAGCAACAGGCCGCACUUGCUGCUGCCGCUCAGGCUGCCCAACACGAUCACUCCUCGAUAGGUUCGCCGGGCAAGAUGAUGCCUCCUCCGCCAAAAAUUAUCUCUAAGUCUGCUCCUCCUUCUCACGUUGGCUCACCGAACGUUUCUCCACCACAUUCGUACCAUGGAAUGCAUCAACCAUCCAUCCAUUCCGGGUUGACACCCUUUAGAACAUCAAGCAGCCCUUCGCUUAUGGGUGGUAAAUACAACUAUGGGUUGGAUUUGGGAUUCCUAGCACAAACGGCGUCUCAACAGCUAGAGCGAGAGAGGCAUCAUUACCACCAACACAACCAGCAUGGUCGGCCCUCUCUACCACCCUUCUCUCAUAGCGCACAGCCAAUGUCCCGGUCUCACUCCCAUGAGGAUGAUGAUCCAUAUAAUCACCACCGCUCGGUCAAGAAAUCUCGACCGAGUUCUCCUGUUUCUACCGCUCCAUCCUCUCCCACCUUCUCUCACGAUUCCUGUUCCCCAACCCCUGAGAGCACACCAUUGGCAACACCAGCACAGUCACCGCGUCUAUUCCCUCGUGAUCGUGAUGACUAUCAAAUGCAGCUUCCGAGCAUUCGGCACCUUUCGCUUAGACACGUCCCCGCUCUUGCACCUAUGGAGAUUGCUGACCCAUAUCACACUGGUGGCAACGUGUCCCAACCUUUGCAUCCCAACCACGGAAUCCGACUCGGUGAUAUCCUCAACCGCCCAGAUGGUUCACAGCGAAAGCUGCCGGUUCCUGCGGUUCCUCGGGUUGCAGUUCAUGAUCUUUUGAACGGAGGUGUCAGUGGUCUCGGUUACUCAUCUGCUUCAUCCUCUACAGCCAACUCCAUCGCUGGCGGGGAUUUGGCAGAUCGUAUCUGAGGAUUUGUUUUGGAUUCGUUUUCCAUUUGUAUUUCCUUUUAUUUCGCUAUUAGAACGGGGUUAUAUUUGGGAUAAACUAUGACGGACUUUAUGGGCGUUUUUGUCGGCAGCUCCCCUUUUCUCAUUUCCGAUUUAAAUUCCUCUACUCAUUUCUUAUAUUAUAUUGCUUGUCCCAUCUUUUCUUUUUCUUUCUAGGAGUUGUUCAUAGAGGACCCUAGAGGUCAUUGUUUAUUAGUAUACAGCAUCGACACCCGCCAAGUAUUGUUUAUUCACACAGGAAA
Tuber melanosporum (Perigord truffle) is the source of this 2597-nucleotide messenger RNA. RefSeq lists its product as uncharacterized. Lineage: Eukaryota; Fungi; Ascomycota; Pezizomycetes; Pezizales; Tuberaceae. Gene Ontology annotation, cellular component: cytoplasm; nucleus. The transcript is spliced from 2 exons. Gene Ontology annotation, molecular function: RNA polymerase II cis-regulatory region sequence-specific DNA binding. The coding region runs from base 1048 to 2316 and encodes 422 amino acids. The record is from RefSeq and is a predicted model, not a curated record.